Messenger RNA from Brassica napus (rape), 435 nucleotides. RefSeq lists its product as uncharacterized. Bases 1 to 435 code for a protein of 144 amino acids. Lineage: Eukaryota; Viridiplantae; Streptophyta; Magnoliopsida; Brassicales; Brassicaceae. Gene Ontology annotation, molecular function: RNA-DNA hybrid ribonuclease activity; nucleic acid binding. The transcript has a single exon. The record is from RefSeq and is a predicted model, not a curated record.
AUGGGAGGUGCAGCAUGGAUCGUUCGAGACCAUGGUGGUCUCCCUCUCUCACAUAGUAGACGAGCAUUCUCUGGCCAUACUUCGUGUAUAGAAGCAGAACUUCAGUCUCUUUUGUGGAGCAUCCGCGCGCUUAUUGACUUAAGAAUCAAAUGGGUAGUCAUUGAGUCCUCACUCACUCAAGUUAGAGAGGCGCUUCUUAAACCUGAUGAGUACCCGGAAUGGCGACAUCUGAUUGAUACCAUUAGUGUCUUAUUGAAUGAAUUUGAUGGAGUGAGUUUGGAACAUGUAGUUGCUGGCAGAAACAGGAUUGCCAAUGCUAUUGCACUAAGUGUGACAAGGGAUCAUCGUUACCAAUCCUAUGUAGCUACAGGUGGUCCUACAUGGCUGAGUUCCCUAUUACGAGAGGAGGAGUUGAACUCGGUGGCUCGUGCGUAG